Molecule: messenger RNA, 1652 nt
Organism: Pseudopodoces humilis (Tibetan ground-tit)
Lineage: Eukaryota; Metazoa; Chordata; Aves; Passeriformes; Paridae
Source: RefSeq, a predicted model, not a curated record
CAAAGCGGCGGAGGAGGCGGCAGGGAUGUUCCCCAAAAAACCGUACGACGACCCCGCCGCCGCUUACGGACCACCCCCGCCAGCCUUUGGGCCACCACCGCCGGGAUUUGGGCCACCGACCGGCGAUUUCGGCUACGACUUCACCUCCCGCUCGCCACCACCGGGCUCCUACUACGUGGAGGACGUUCCCCAACAUUUCUACAAGUGGUGGUCGCCGCCGGGGCUGGUGCGGGCGCUGGAGGCCGCGGUGAUGCUGCUGUGCGUCGCCGUCUUCGCCUGCGUGGCCUCCACGCUGGCGUGGGAAUACGGCUACGGCUACGGCGGCGUCUACGGGAACGGCCUGGGAGGGUUCUACGGCUCCGGUUAUUUCGGCGGAGGGGUGAAUUACGGUUACGGUUAUUACGGCGGCGUCACCAACCCGCGGACGGCCAACGGCUUCAUGAUGGCCAUGGCGGUGCUCUGCUUCCUGGCCCAGCUGGGCUUUUUGGUGGCCGGUUUGAGCAGGUCGGGCGGGUCGAGGUCGCGCCGGUUCUACCUGGCGGUGCUGGUGGCGAGCGCGGUGCUGGCGUUGGUGAUGUUGGUGGCCAGCAUCGUCUACGUGGUGGGGGUGAACCCGCAGGCGCAGAUGAGCGGCGGGGGCUACUACUACAGCCCGCUGCUGGCCAUGUGCAGCCAGGUGUACGCGGGGGGAACCGUGCUCAACCAGUACCUGUACCACUACUGCACCGUGGACCCCCAGGAGGCCGUUGCCAUCGCCUGCGGGUUCCUGAUCGUGCUCCUGCUGUGCCUCAUCUGCCUCUUCGCCCACAAAACCCGCAGCAAGAUCUGGAAAUACGGAAAACACAACAUUUACUGGGAUAAAAUCCCGGCCGCGCCCGAGGGGCCCGACGUGGAGGAGUGGGUGAAGAACGUGUCGGGCGGGACGAGCGUUCCGGACGAGGCCGCCACCGUCGCGUACUCGGAGAAGGGCGCGACCCCCCCCUACAGCCCCCCCUCGUACAGCGACCCCCCCCAAAUCGGCCCCGGGGCCCCCCCGACCCCCGGCAGCCGGAAAAGCGACCCAGACCCCGCCACCCCCUCGGAUGACAAGAGCCGUUCCCAGCCCCUUUCCAAGCCCCCCGCCCGCCGGGGCCGCCGCCGGGGCCGCCGCCCGCCCGAGCCGGACGAGUCCCAGUACUCCCAGUGCUCCCAGUACGAGACCGACUGCACCACGGCCGCGGAUUCCGGCGAUGAGCGCGACCGCGAGCGCUGGCACAGGCUGUUCCCCCCGGUUGUGUCUCCGGGCGCUCGCCGGCGCUACAAGGAGGAGUUUGCGCGGGAGCUGCGGCGCUACAAGGAGCUGUGCGCGCACAUGGACGGGGUCAACGAGCGCCUGGCACAGCUGGGCCGGCAGCUGGAUCAGGUGCCCGAGGACAGCCCCCAGUACCAGGCCCUGGCCGAGGAGUACAACCACCUCAAGGACCUGAAACGGAGCCCGGAAUACCAGGAGAAAAAACAGGAAUCCAAAACCCUCCGGAAUAAACUCUUCCACAUCAAGAGGAUGGUGAGCGACUACGACAAACUCCGGGGGUGACCCCGAAACCGCCACCCCAAAAAAAAACCAAAAAAGGGACAUUUUUUGGGGAGGGGACAUCCCCCCCAAAAAAAAAACA